AAACAGCAGCAGCGAUGGAUCGAGUGAGGUCCACCUUCAACAGCCUGAUUAAAAGCGAGCGCUACAGCAGGUUCACGCUGCAGCCGGCGGAGGACGGAGAGAGACACGUCGAGGUGAAGCUGUCCGACGGCGAAGCAGAUGACACCACGGAGGUCACCACGGAGGUCACCACGGAGGUCGUGGGCCAGGACGGCGGCUCCCCGAGCUUCAGGCCGGCACCACCACGUCAGAGCCGGCGUCAUAUUUACUUCAUGGCCCUGGCAACCCUGCUGGUAUUUGUAACUGGUUACCUGGCUGGUUACAUCAGCCACCGUAAAGUGGAGCCACUGAACACGGAGCCGGGGACCACAGGAAGUCCAGUACCAGUGACCCCGCCCCAUCUUGUACCGGUGACCCCGCCCCCUUUUGUACCAGCUCCAGAUUUGCCGCUGCAGUGGAAGGACAUCGCCGGACUCCUGAAGCAGAAACUCACCAGCCAGGCCUUCAACCAGAGUCUGAGAGACUUUGAUCUGCCCAGACGAUCGGCAGGAAGUGUGGAGGAUGCAGCUCUGGCCAUCCGCAUCUUUGAGGAAUUCAAGCAGCUGAAAAUGGUCCCGUGGAGGGACGUCCACUACGUCCAGCUGCAGACGCCGAACAGCACACGUCCAAACCGUGUCCUCUUUGGGUCGCAUGUCUUUGAGCCUGCCGGGUAUCUGGCCUACAGCAAGACAGGGACAGUUCAGGGUAAACUGGUUUAUGGAAACUACGGUCGUCAGGAGGACCUGGAAGUUCUGCAGAAGAAGAGCAUUGAGCUGGAAGGCAGCGUCCUGCUGCUCCGCAGAGGAAAGCUCACGUUUGCAGAACAGGUGGAUAAUGCUGCAAGAAAAGGAGCCGCUGCUGUUUUAAUCUACCCUGACUCUCAAGAUUACAAUUAUCAAGGGGACACAGAUCUAUAUGGACACGUCCAUCUGGGUUCAGGCGACCCGUACACGCCGGGAUUCCCCUCCUUCAACCACACCCAGUUCCCCCCCACUCAGUCGUCUGGCCUCCCCAAGAUCCCAGCCCAGACCAUCACUGCCAGCAUGUCCACUAGGCUUCUACAGAAUAUCGGCGGCCCUGAGGCGGAUGCGAGCAGCGGCUUCAAAGGCGGCUUCCCCUCCGUGUCUUACAGACUGGGAGGCAUCGAGAACGUCACCGUGGAAGUGAACAACGUGCUGGUCAACACCAAGGUCCUCAACGUGUUCGGAGUCAUCAAAGGAUUCAUCGAUCCUGAUCGCUACGUGGUCCUGGGAGCUCAGAGAGACGCCUGGGGCAAAGGCUACGCCCGAGCCGCUGUGGGCACGUCUGUCCUGAUGGAGCUGGCCAAGGCCGUGAAAGAGAUGGUGCAAAACGAAAGAUUCAGGCCGAGGAGAAGCAUCGUGUUUGCGAGCUGGAGCGCUGGAGAGUACGGGAAUGUUGGUGCCACCGAGUGGUUGGAGGGUUAUAUGUCCUCAAUUGACAAAAGUGUCUUCACCUACAUUAGCCUGGAUGGAAUAGUUUUGGGUCGAGGCAGCUUCUCGGCCUCAGCUAGUCCGCUGCUCCACAGCCUCAUCGAGAACACCAUGAAAAUGGUGAAGAGUCCAAACAGCCCUGGAACCGUGUACGACAUGAUGAGACAAAGCAAGUGGGAGGAAAAUACACUCAAGCCGCUGUCAGUGGACGACCCCGCCUACACCUUCGUGGCUUUCUCUGGAAUUCCUGCUGUGUCUUUCCACUUCAUCUCUCCCAAUACCGAGUCCUACCCUUACUACGGCACCAACCUGGACAACAUGGAUCACCUCAACUACCAAACCAGUCAGCACGCCAGUGAGAUGACGGCGGCGGCGGCCCAGUUCGCCGGCCUCAUGGCCUUGAGACUGGUCCACGACCACCUGCUCAGUCUGGACGUGACCCGCUACACCGACGUGGUCGAUACGGCUGUGAUGAAGGUCUACAAACGCAUCAACCAGCUCGUACAGUCCGGUCAGCUGAAGGGCGUGAGCACCACCUGGCUGAGCGGUGCACGAGGAUCCUUGAAGAGGGCUGCACAGAGCAUCGGAAGGACCAUCGACAACAGUGACCUAGAAAACCAGAAGAGCUGCCGGACCAUCAACGACAGGAUCAUGAGGGUUGAGCGGAACCUCCUCUCUCCGUACGUGUCGCCUACGGAGACCCCCUUCCGCCACCUGCUGCUGGGCCGCGGCCCCCACACGCUGGCGUCCAUCGCCGAGGCCACGGACAUGGAGCAGCUCCGCGUCCAGCUGGCCCUCGCCACCUGGAACCUGCAGGACUGUGCUCAGGCCAUGGUGAACGACCUCUGGGACAUCCACGACACGAUCUGA
Limanda limanda (common dab) is the source of this 2339-nucleotide messenger RNA. It is a transcript of the gene tfr1b, whose product is annotated as transferrin receptor 1b. The record is from RefSeq and is a predicted model, not a curated record. The transcript is spliced from 18 exons. Gene Ontology annotation, biological process: intracellular iron ion homeostasis; iron ion transport. Gene Ontology annotation, cellular component: external side of plasma membrane. Lineage: Eukaryota; Metazoa; Chordata; Actinopteri; Pleuronectiformes; Pleuronectidae. Bases 15 to 2339 code for a protein of 774 amino acids.